Molecule: messenger RNA, 777 nt
Organism: Triticum aestivum (bread wheat)
Lineage: Eukaryota; Viridiplantae; Streptophyta; Magnoliopsida; Poales; Poaceae
Product: homeobox protein Hox-A4
Exons: 3
Coding region: 85-675 (196 amino acids)
Source: RefSeq, a predicted model, not a curated record
GGCUCGCCCAUCAGACCCGUCCGACCGGUUUCAUCCCCACACCACGAACUUCCUGUACCGCGCACGUUCCCAACUCACCCCACCAUGCCACCACCUCACCCGCAUGCUCACCAGCCGCCGGAGCCGCCGCCCCCUCUCGCGCGCUCGCCGGACGCCGGAGCCGCCGCCUCCUCCUGCGCUCUCGUCGGACGCCGGAGCCGCCGCCUCCUCCCGCGCGCUCGCCGGAGGCCUGAGCCGCCACCUCCUCCCACGCGCCCGCCGGACGCCGGAGCCGCCGCCUUGCCCGCGCGGUCGCCGGCUACCGGGCGCUCCAAUCCCACCGCCGGUUCCUGCCGCCGUUGCCAGGUCCCCAGCCGCCAGAUCCCGCUGCCGCAGCCGGGUCCCAACUACCGGUUCCAGCCGCCACUGAUGGGGGAAGGGCCGCUGAUGCAGGACACCUCCCGAUGCUUUGUCGUCGUGCCAUGGAUGACCACGAAAGCUGCCACUCGGGAUCCCCCGCACUCAGGGCAACGCUCCAACCAGCAAAAAUGGGUCACCGCCCAUCAUCUGCGCACCAUCCAACACAGAUCGACGCCAGAAAACAUUGAGAUCUCCCUCCUCCCUAAGGCUCUCUACCAUCCUGUAGGUCUGUCCCAUUCGUUUGGUCACCACGGUGCUCCAUUUGAGCCGCCAUAGCAUCACAAAAGCUCUUCAAAAAUGGACCUGAUGGUGGCCAUGUGAGCAGCCACAGAAAACAUUCUCUACCAGAUAUCUAAAUUCUUCAAACAUAGCACUGUA